AUGGCGUUGGGCCAGGAGGGACCCGCCAUCCCCGGGAGGGGAGCGCCACAGCCCUUCCCUCAUGCACUCAGUGAUGAGGAGACCACCCCAGGAAACUGCCAGAGGGACGUACCCCAUUGCCACCCUCUCACUGUCUUUCAGGCUUUGGGAACCAUCACUGCAGUGCCUGUCACAGGUCCUCAGGUCAGCUCCUUGCAGAGGUUGGCCGGGCAAGGAGCGGCAGUGCUACCUCAGGUUAGGCCAAAGACUCUGAUCCCAGACAGCCUCCCCGUCACCCCGGGCCGGGACCGGCCACCCAAGCAGCCCCCAACAUUCCAGAAGGCCACCGUGGUCAGCGUCAAGAACCCCAGCCCAGCCCUCCCCACCGCCAACAACACCGUCAGCCAUGUGCCAGCGCCCGGCAGCCAGCCCCAAGCCCUCACCGAGCCCGCUGCCCUCGCCUCUCCCCUGAGCAGCGCCGGGGUGGCCUACGCCAUCAUCUCCACCGCCCCCAGCAAUGUCACCGCCAUGGCCCCCAGCACCGCCGUGUCUGUGGUUAGCGACAGCAUCAAAGUCCAGCCCCUCCUCAUCAGUGCCGACAACAAGGUCAUCAUCAUUCAGCCUCAAGUGCAGACGCAGCCCGAGAAUACGGAGGAGCCAUCUCAGGGAGCUCAGGCCACCAAAAAGAAGAAGGAAGACCGGCCCCCGACCCAGGAGAACCCCGAGAAAAUCGCCUUCAUGGUAGCGCUAGGCCUGGUUACAACGGAACACUUGGAAGAAAUCCAGAGCAAGCGACAAGAGCGGAAGAGAAGAAGCACAGCCAACCCUGCCUACAGCGGCCUCCUGGAGACCGAGAGGAAACGGCUGGCCUCCAACUAUCUCAACAACCCCCUGUUCCUCACAGCAAGAGCCAAUGAGGACCCCUGCUGGAAGAAUGAGAUCACCCACGAUGAGCACUGUGCCGCCUGCAAGCGGGGGGCCAACCUGCAGCCCUGCGGCACCUGCCCGGGGGCCUACCACCUCAGCUGCCUGGACCCGCCCCUCAAGACGGCGCCCAAGGGCAUGUGGGUGUGCCCCAAGUGCCAGCAGAAGGCCUUAAAGAAAGAUGAGAGCGUGCCCUGGACGGGGAUGCUGGCCAUUGUGCACUCCUACGUCACCCACAAGACAGUCAAAGAAGAGGAGAAGCAGAAGCUGCUACAGCGAGGCAGUGAGCUGCAGAAUGAGCACCAGCAGCUGGAGGAGCGGGACCGGCGGCUGGCCUCCGCAGUGAAGAAAUGCCUGGAGCUCAAGACCAGCCUGCUGGCCCGUCAGAGAGGCACCCAGUCAUCCCUGGACCGCCUCCGGGCCCUCCUGAGACUGAUACAGGGCGAGCAGAUGUUCCAGGUCACCAUGACAACCACCAGCCCCACCCCGCUGCUGGCCGGGCCCUGGGCCAAGCCCUCGGUGGCAGCCAUGCACCCUGCCCUCCAGCAUCCCCAGGGGCACAACUGACCCCAAGGGACCUAUCUUCACACCCGUGGAAAGUUACUGGGACCCUGCUCUCACAUAGCCCGGGGGUUCUGUCGGCCUUAAUUCAUAAACACUAUGAGUUUCAGACAAAAAUAAACCAGACAGAGGAGAGGAGGGAGAAAGAGCCGGACAGAAGACCUAGUGCCAGGCCCCGGUUGGAGGGUGGGAGGGGACAAGGGUGUGUCGGGCCGGGGCGCACAGUCAGCCCGAACCUCCGGCCACCUCGGGACCACCCAGGCCUCUGGCUUCCAGGCCCAGCUCUGUCCACGGCCUCGCACCGCCCCAAGAGAGAGGGAGGCUGAGACUGUCGAGGGGACAGGCACACUGCCCAGCACG
Carlito syrichta (Philippine tarsier) is the source of this 1824-nucleotide messenger RNA. It is a transcript of the gene PHF21B, whose product is annotated as PHD finger protein 21B. Bases 1 to 1470 code for a protein of 489 amino acids. The transcript has 13 exons. Lineage: Eukaryota; Metazoa; Chordata; Mammalia; Primates; Tarsiidae. The record is from RefSeq and is a predicted model, not a curated record.